UUACAUCCGGGUCUUUGUUGGUUGGCAGCAGUGAAGAUGGCGGCGUCAGGGAGGAGUACAUUAUUAUCCUCCAACAACAGUGGACUAAACAGCACAGCCGAACAACCCAACACUGAAGACGAAGAUGGACAGGAUUUAUGGUCUGCUAUUCUGAGCGAAGUAUCGACGCACUCCAGAUCUAAACUACCGUCCGGGAAAAAUGUGCUGGUCAUGGGGGAGGUGGGUUCGGGGAAGACCACCCUAGUUGCUAAACUACAGGGUGUGGAGGACUUCCUGAAGGGGCGUGGCCUGGAAUACCUCUACUUUAGUGUCCAUGAUGACGACAUUGAUGACCAAACCAGGUGUAAUGCCUGGGUGUUAGAUGGGGAUCUGUACCAUAAAGGUCUGCAGUCUGUUGCUGUGCAACGAGAGGCGCUUGGUGACUCGUUGCUAUUGGUUACUGUGGACCUGUCGCGGCCGUGGGUCGCCAUGGAAUCGCUUCAGAAGUGGGCGGCUGUCGCUAGGGAACAUAUCGACAAGCUCCGGGUUCCCCCGGAAACACUGAGGGAGCUGGAGAACAGAAUGGCCAGACAGUUCCAGGAGUAUGUGGAUCCUGGCUGGGAGGAGAGCGCCACCCAGAGGAGGAGUGAGGAGGAGGAGAACGUUCUGCUGCCGCUCGGCGACAACACACUCACACACAACCUGGGACUACCCAUGGUGGUGAUCUGCACUAAGUGCGAUGCCAUCAGUACGUUGGAGAAGGAGCAUGACUACAAAGACGAACAUCUGGACUUCAUCCAGUCAUACAUCAGACGCUUCUGUCUACAGUACGGGGCGUCUCUGCUGUAUACGUCGGUUAAGGAAAUGAAGAAUGUGGAUGUUCUGUAUAAAUACCUGCUUCACAGACUCUACGGUUUCCCCUUCCACUACCCUGCUCAACUGGUGGAGAAAGACACAGUCUUCAUUCCGUCAGGGUGGGACAAUGAAAGUAAGAUUUCAAUCCUCCAUGAGAACUUCCAAACGCUGAAACCAGACGACAUCUUUGAGGAGGUCAUCGUCAAACCGCCUGUCAGAAAGUUUGUUCAUGAGAAGGAGAUUCAGGCUGAAGAUGACCAGGUGUUUCUGCUCAAGCUGCAGUCGCUGCUCUCCAAACAGCCUCCUGCAUCUGCCGGGCGACCAGGGGAAUCCAGCAGUAGUAGAGGUCCCAGUGGUUCUCCCAGGACCAGUAAUCGUUCAGCUGCAGCCAACGUAGCUAACACCAUGCCUCAAUCAGCAGGUCAGACCAGUGAGGGGGUGCUGGCUAACUUCUUCAACAGUCUUCUGACCAAGAAGGCCGGAGCAUCGCCGCCGGGCAACAGCACACCAGGGACUGUUCGCAAGUCAGGUUCUAAGCUGGGUCUGAGUGAUGUCCAGGCAGAGUUGGACAGGAUCAGCUGCAGAGAGAAUGAUGAGAGCAACACUAACAACCCUAACCCCAGUACUGAGACCAACGAAGAACAGACAUGAACAGACCACCUCCCUCUUCCUCCCCCCUACCUCACCCCCCAGACCAGACGUGAAGAGAACAAACCUCACCCUCCACACCCCAGGCAUACCACAGACCAGACAUGAAAAAUCCACCUCCCCUACCUUACCCACUUCUCACACCCCCAGGCCAUACAUGAAGAGACCAGACCUCACCCUCCUCCCAUUCUCACCUCUCCUGACCUCCCCUCCUCACCCCCCAGUGAGACCACCGCAUACCAGACAUGAAGACACGUCAGCCCUACCUCAUUCCCCAGACCAUACAUGAAGAGACCAGACCUCACCCCAACAGACCAGAA
Molecule: messenger RNA, 1802 nt
Organism: Salvelinus sp. IW2-2015
Lineage: Eukaryota; Metazoa; Chordata; Actinopteri; Salmoniformes; Salmonidae
Gene: dync1li1
Product: dynein, cytoplasmic 1, light intermediate chain 1
Biological process (GO): microtubule cytoskeleton organization; microtubule-based movement
Cellular component (GO): cytoplasmic dynein complex; centrosome
Molecular function (GO): dynein heavy chain binding
Source: RefSeq, a predicted model, not a curated record